CUUCUCUGUUCUAAAAAUUCCUUCGAGUAUUAAAUAUGGUUUUUACAGGGAAUCACUGGUGCUUCGUCUAUGCUUGGAUUGAAUCAGUCUGACGGCGGAAAACAGCGGCGUCUUAUGUUCAUCGCGUCAAAAUUGAACCACAACAGUUGAUCCAUAAUUUUAGAGGAGAAAGUAGAGAUUCUAGUCUCCAUCAUCUUGUUCUUUUAGAAACUUGUUCGAAAUUGGGGUACUGGAGAAGUGCUGCGAGAGGUGAAAAUGCUGACAUGCAUAGCUCGUUCUAAGAAACUCGGAGAUGGCUCAUUGAGUCAAAUUGAAGAACCGGACUCAUUCAAUGGACCUGGAAACAAGCAACAAUCUGUCAAAUCUCUGACAGGUCAGCUUAGAGACAUGGCGUUAAAAGCCUCAGGAUCGUACCGAACUUGCAACCCUUGCGCAGGGCCGAUACCGCCGAGUCGACUCAAGAACUGCAACUCACAGCCGGACGCCGACUCGGACCGGAUCAAGUGGGCUUACAAGAGGAGCGGGAGCUUAAGCUCGACGAAAACGAGGACAUGGGGGAAGGAAAUGGAAGCGAGGCUGAAGGGGAUUUCAAGCGGAGAAGGAACCCCGAAUUCAGUGAGUGGGCGCCGAGUUGACCCAGUUGUUUACGUUGAGGAAAAGGAACCAAAGGAGUGGGUGGCCCAGGUGGAACCCGGUGUGUUAAUCACAUUCGUUUCGCUUCCUCGUGGAGGGAAUGAUCUGAAACGGAUACGUUUCAGUCGGGACGUGUUCAAUAAAUGGCAAGCUCAGAGAUGGUGGGCCGAAAACUAUGAUAAAGUUAUGGAACUAUACAAUGUCCAGAGGUUCGACCGCCAAGCUUUUCCUCUUCCUACCCCACCGAGAUCUGAGGAUGAGAGCUCAAAAAUUGAAUCUAUAGAGAACAGCCCUGUGACACCUCCACUAACCACAGAACGCUUGCCUCGCAAUCUCUACCGUCCUACCGGAGCUGGGGCGAGCUAUUCAUCCUCAGAUUCACUUGAAUAUCAGCCAAUGCAGUAUCGCCAGUACCAAGAUUCAGGUCUGACCUCUACUCCGAAACUCUCUAGCAUCAGCGGUGCCAAGAUGGAAACAUCUUCCAUUGAUGCAUCCAUGAGAAGCAGUUCAUCUAGGGAUGCGGAUCGUUCAGGAGAGCUAUCCAUCAGCAAUGCUAGUGAUCUUGAGUCUGAAUGGGUUGAACAGGAUGAACCAGGGGUUUAUAUUACAAUCAGAGCAUUGCCUGGCGGCAAAAGGGAACUCAGAAGAGUCAGAUUCAGGUAUGAAGAUACUACAUAAUCUUGAUUUGGAAGUAGUUAAUCAUGAAGUUAAUAUUGCCACCCAGUAUAUUUUUCUUGAGUAUAGAUCCAAAAUCAAUCAAAAGCCAAUUAUUAUAUAUCAUGGUCAUUAAGAUCUCUUUCUGCCUAUUUAUGAGGUGAUAUAAUGCUAUAGUCAUAAAAGUUACUCAUUCCUCUGCCCUAGAUAACACUUUUAGAUAUCCUGUAAAUCUGUUCAAAUGUUCUUUGUCUUAUGGGUUGCUAUGGCUCUAUGGUCCCUCCAGCUAGUCUUACUUUCAUGCUCUUGUAUGUUUGGAGAUAAUUUAAACUAAAGGUAGUCCUAGGCCAGGUGACCCACAGGCUUUCUAGCAGCGUUCAUUAUGUCGGGGAAUAGCAUGAUUUGUUGUAUUCAAGUUCAUUUUCGUAAGCCAGAAUUCUUAUUGUCAAG
Messenger RNA from Cucurbita maxima (winter squash), 1737 nucleotides. RefSeq names its product protein Brevis radix-like 4. Lineage: Eukaryota; Viridiplantae; Streptophyta; Magnoliopsida; Cucurbitales; Cucurbitaceae. The transcript has 5 exons. Bases 256 to 1311 code for a protein of 351 amino acids. The record is from RefSeq and is a predicted model, not a curated record.